This is a messenger RNA of Solanum lycopersicum (tomato), 786 nucleotides long. RefSeq lists its product as uncharacterized. The record is from RefSeq and is a predicted model, not a curated record. Lineage: Eukaryota; Viridiplantae; Streptophyta; Magnoliopsida; Solanales; Solanaceae.
AUGACGAAUGGAAGUACAACUGAAGGUACUAGCAUUGAAAAUAGAAAUGGAGUUAUGAGUCCAGUCACAUUUCCAGUGAUUGAUCACAAUCAUCCACUAUUUCUUCAACACACAGACACUCCAGGUAGUUCCCUAAUCUCUCUUCAAUUAACAGGUUCAGAGAAUUAUGCUCUUUGGAGUAGAUAUUUUAGGAUUAGCUUAGUUGGGAAAAGCAAGUUAGGCUUUGUAGAUGGAAGGUUUCCUAAAUCUAUGUUUGAACCAUUAUUGCAUGAUCAGUGGGAAAAGUGUAAUGCAGUAGUGUUAAGUUGGAUUAUGAAUGCAGUAAGGCCAGGACUUCUAAGUUCUGUUGUGUAUGCGUCUGAUGCACGCAAAGUUUGGCUGGAUCUAAGAGAAAGCUUUGAUACAUUAGUUCAGGGAACUAUCUUAAUUGCUGAAUAUUACUCUAGGUUAAGAGGUCUAUGGGGUGAAUAUGAUUCUCUUAUGCCAUGUCCUAGUUGUCCUUGUCCUGAAUCAAAGAAAUUUAGGGAGCAUUGUGAUUAUCAAAGGUUGUUGCGGUUCUUAAUGGGACUAAAUGAGUCAUACUCCUCUCCUAGAAGCCAAAUACUCAUGAUGAGUCCUAUUCCAAUGCUUAACAAAGCUUAUGCAUUGAUCAUUGAUCGAGAGAGUCAGAGGAAUCUGACGAGUUUUGUUUCCAAUAGCUCAGGGCUCAUUGAAGGCACAUCAUUGUAUUCUCAUAAAAGUAACACUUACACAAGUGGUGCAGGAACUUCUAAAGUUCCUUUCUAG